GCAAUAUGCCAGCAUAACUAAAUAAAUAGGCACGUUUGCCGCGCUGUUGUUUAACGCUGAUUUUUCCACAUCAAUAUUGCGGCCUCGACUACGGCACACCACGGGGACUAGACGCAUAAAUUGCGUGUGUUUGUAUGUAUGUGUGUGUACUUUUCUGCUACUUUGAAAAGCAACACUGGCUUGCGCAUUUCAAACGAAAAACACGAAAUCAGCAGGCCGAUAUGUAAGCCAUACUUGUCGCAGACACAAUUACUUAAAGGCACCAACAACAACGACAGCAAAUACACAUUUAUUGACACCGCACUGCUGUGGCACGCAGAGUGCCAAUUGCAACACGUCGCGCCCAAAUAGAGUACACCUACACUCGGUUACUGUGCCACAGCGUCAGCAAAUCAUACCGAAACCGAAGGCAAAUAUUUGCCGACAAAGCGUGUGAAUUGCGUUGGUGCAACGUGUCGGCACGUUUACCCAUUACCUUUAUCAUACGGCAGCGGCAGCGAAAAUGUGAGUGUGUGUGUUUAGAGGCGCAUGUGUUUAUACAAGCCACACAUACAAACAUAAAUAUAUAUAUAGAUUGCCAUUCAUUUGGUAUGCAAAAAUUGUAGGGCGUAAAUUUUGUUAUGGCGCCGCACCAAACACUAUUGGCGUGCCGAUAACAAAGCGUGGCAGCACAGCUGCUUUCAACGUGUGUGUCUGCUGUAAAUAAAUAUGCGAUCGCUUGCACACAUAUACUCGCAUAUAUAAAUAUAUGGUUUAUAUAUCAUAAAUUAACGCGCAUCACAUUAUGUAAAUGAAUGUUUCAAUUGGCGUUUAUUAAUGUGUUUGUCUUCACACACGCACACAAUAUUUGUGUUGAUGCAACACAUUAGUGCCUGCGUGCAGCAUUGUGAACAGGCACCAAUACUAUUAUACGGUGAUAAAUCAAAGAUGAGCUGAAAUUCGAGAGUAUUCAACUAAACUCACCAAACAACAAAAAAAAUACAACAGCAAAAUGCUGAUCAGAACAAAUUACUAACAAAUCACACACAAAAACUGAUUAAUAGUUUUCCAAAUGCAAUACCAAUACAUGCACAACAAUGAAAAGUUAGUGUGGAAAUUGCGAAACAAAAGCAAAAAGUGAAAAAAAAAAUUUUAAAUUUAAGUGAAAUGAUGAAAAUAAAAAUUGGAAAAAGCAAACACCAAAAAAGUGAAAAAAAGUAAUUGCAAGUGACUUUUAAUAAAUCUUAAACCAACGCAAACUCCGCUGUAAAACGGAAAUAUCCGUUACACCACGCAAAGAUGACAACACACCGGUGUACCGGACACUUCAGCACACACGCCCACGCCCGCACAUGUCGCACGCCAUCAAUAUUCCGCCAGUAAACACAAAUGUCCGGGCAACGCGUCCGGACCUUCGACCAAACGUGACACAUGGCUAUGUACUAUUAUGCUAGUAAAAUAUCGGCAAUCGCUUGUGGUACACGUUGCAGACAAACAGUGUUACAGAAGUCGCGCGGACAACGUGAUCGCGAUAAAUAUGUCACGGCGGACGAUGACAACGGCGCUGGCGGCUGCGUGGGCGCCACUGCCGCCACUAUGGAUGAGCAUGGCAAUGUUGUUGUUGUCGCUGAUGGUGCCGCCAACGCUGGCAACGCAGGUAUGACCAUAUACACAACGGCGGCGGAGAGCGCUUUCGCGACGGCGACGCCCGGUGACGGUGUGCGUCAUCGCCGUAGGCACAGCGAACAAUUGGACGCGUACGAUUUGGAGUUGGGGUUUCAGAAGCUCGAGGUUUCAUUGGCAAAAUCAACAAAAAACACAUUCACCGGUUAUGGCGUCGGCAGCGCCAAUAUGGAUGCUGACAUUGUACAAUAUGACAUACCGAAAAACUCUUACAAACGAGCCAAUACGGACAUCAAUUACGAGAGCUCCGUAUUGGGUUCCGGUGGUAUUAUGUAUAUAAAUGGUAGAAUAGUUUCUGGACCCCUAGACUCACUGAUAGAAGUGCUAGUGCCAAAAAAUCGCAUAGAUUUCGAUAAGGAAUUUAUAUUCUCAUUUUUAUUAUCGUCACGUUUAUUUUUACGACCCCAUGAGCUGCUUGGCAAAUUAUUAUCCUCGGUACCUGAUAGCGAGUCGUUAGAAUCAUUAGUCGCAUUAUUGGCCGAGUGGACGCAAAAGUUCCCCUACGAUUAUCGCGACGAACGUAUGAUGGGCCAUGUUAAACAUAUCGUUGCCAGAUGUUCCAAUACAAAUCUAGAAGGUGUAGUUUCCGAAAUACUGAGUGCCUUGUUGAAACAAUUGACUGACUUGGAGAGACAUGAAGAAGAUCUACGCGCUUGUCAAAGUACAACUGAGAAGCCUGAACACAACAAAUUAGACUGCCCGACAUCUUCACAAUACGCACAAAUUCUCUGUCGGCUUGAGAAAAAGUUGGCAAAGCAAAUUGGCCCCGAAGAGUUUCUGCAAUGCAGCAGUAAUGUGCUGCUCGACAAACAGAAAAAGUGGGACCAACCGAGCACGUCCGGCGGUCCACCCGGUGUCCAGGAUCCGAAGAAAACGUGCAAUUUGGAAACCUACCUGGAUUGGUCGGCACGUCUGCGCCUCUUCGUAUGCAAUGAAAUAUUACAGUGUAUCGGCAUACGUGAUCGCAGUAAAACGGUGGAAUUGUGGAGUGGCGUCGCGCAGUACUGUCUGCUCGUGGGCAAUUACAAUAGUGCCACAGCAAUACUCGAGUCUCUGGAGUCGCCGCCCAUAGCGAGACUGAAAAUAACGUGGAGCAAAUUGCAAAUGACGUGUCAGCAAUUGGAUUGCAUGCAACGACAUGCUGAGGGACAUGGCGAUUUGUGGCACAAGCAAGCCAGCAUUCUGAACGAGAGUCAUCAAAAGACUGAUACAACUGCUGCCACUACCGCUGCUGCUGCUGCUGCGGUCUAUCGAGCAGCGAAUACAACAGCAGCAACAACAACAGACUGCGCACUGGACAGCUCGGCAACGGGCGCCACAAUAAAUGGCACAACGGUAAAGGCGCAAAUGCCGGCAACACCUACAACACUCAGCACGGAACUCGCCUGUGUGGUUGCUGACGCCGUUGAAGCAGCAGCUGGCACCUGUGUAGUUGGGCUGGGCCAGGCACUUGAGACCGCCGUAGGUGAUGGUGUGGCAAUGGGAGUUGCAACAGCCAACACUCUCUCUGCCACAAGCAGCUACAUAGGUGAGCUAACAGCAGCAGCAACAACAACAACAACACUGGUAGCACCGGAAAUGACAGCAAACGCUACAUGCAAUGGCAAAGGCAAUAACAGCAGCAACAAUAGCAGCAAUGAAAGUACGACAAGCAGUAAUAGCAGUCGUGCGGUGGGGGCGUGCAGAAAAAUAAUUAAAUCGACAACAGCAACAACAACAGCGGUAGAUGUAACGGUAACAACUGGUGCGACAGUGACGAAACCAAACGAUUGGGUUGUGAUUCCGGUAUUUGCGGAUAUUGUUAAAUUGGCAUUGGCCGGACGCGAGGAAUGCCUGCAGCGUUUGCCAAACGGUCACAUCAAUAUUAUGGCCUUCGAUCGCAUGGCGGCCAUUGUUGGCGCCUUCACCAAGCACAUGCAUGCCGUUAAGUCGCCAAACGAAGCACCACCUGGCGAGUAUAAGACCUUCUGCCAGCACAUGCAGCGCUCAUCGAAAUUGAGCGAAACGGAACUAAUGAUGGCCUCUUUCGAUUGCGAGGAACCCAACAAUGCGGAGAAACUCAUGUAUGAUCUCAACUAGAACAACUUGGCACGCACAAUAAACUGUUGUACAUAUAAGUGAAUAAUUUUUUUUUUUUUGAUUUAAGUAUGAUUUUUUACUAUACAUACAUAUGUUUAUAUAUAUAGUGAGGUUUCAGCCUCAGUCUUGUAGAGGCUGCACAAUGUAGGAGAAAAUGGCUGCAAGUUUCCACCACACCUUCUUCCGGACAAUGUCCGGCAAGAACUCUCACGAUUGAAUCAAGAGAACUUUGCUAAGAGCAAGCAGUUCAGGAGAUCUCUUACUAGGCUUGAAAGACCUCGCAGUCGCACAGCAGUUGGUCAUCGGCCAACGCCUUCUAAGCACAUGCGAGUUGACAACGGAGAUUUUACUCGUUCCCACUCCGAUGUGAGCGGGGUAUGAGUGUCUCCUCUUGGUAUCUCAUCAGCUUUUCAGUUUCCAGCUAUUUCGCAAUGACCAGUCACCUCCUGAUGAUGAAGUAGCAUGAUGUUAUUUCCAGUGAAAACGAACACUCCUUGACUAACUUUGAGUGCACAGUUUGUGAGGUCGAUAUUAAUAUCGGUCCGCUCUGCUGUCGGCGGAUGCUCGCCUCCCGGAGCAGUAAAUCUACUAUUACCUUAAUAGCAGCCUCUUUAGCCUGAAAAUCACUGCAGUAGUCCGGAUCUUGAGGGAUACCUUCUUAGAGAAAAACCAGAUAUAAUGUUAUUGAACGAUAGUUCAAAAUAGUUUUUCGACAUCUUUGAAGUGUCAGCUAAUUCGGUAAGGUUCAUGCCGAAAAAAAUAACUUUUCAAACUGUUUUGGUGGAGGUGCUAUAUAUCUCACGAAACAAAGGCGUAUAUUUAGGUAUAUUCAAUUCUAGCUGCUUGUUUUUAUGGAAAUUACUGGCAGUUGCCAGAACAGGAAAGUGAGAGGUUUUAUUAAAGGAAAUGAGAGAAGUGAACAGUUUGGUUUAUAGAUAGAAAAUGAAUGCUAAUCAGACUGCUCAUUCAUCUAAAUUUGAGAGGGAACAAAACUAAAAAUUUAAAACUGGAUAGCAACGGACAAUUGGAACAGUCGAGACAUUGUAUAUAGGCACAUAUGUAUAUGUAUAUAAAAAUCGCAUUUAUGUAUGUUAUAAAUUAAUUUGCAUUCACAAUAGAUAUUUUCAUCCGUAUACCAUGAUAGCAACGCGCAAAUUCAAUUAAAUCUUUAUCAAAUUCAGUGGCAUUGUGUUCACUCAACUGUUUGUAAAUUUGUAUAAAUUCAUUGUGAAACUCAAUUAGCUGCGAGUAAAUAAUGUUCAAAGAUAAGAAGAUACAAUGCUUGUAAAUUAAUAUUAAUAAUGUAUUUAGUACAAUAACGGUAUUUAUUUGUUGUUGUUUUGUGUGUGAUGAAAACGCAUGCAAACAUUUUGUCGCACAACAAACAUAGAAUUUAAGAUUUAAUAAAUACAACAACGCAUAAAUGUGUGUAUGUGCAUAUGCGAGAGUGAGAGAGUGAGAGAGAAUGAAAAUUUAAUGCAUUUUUCCACACGAGCAGUUUUUGUUUAUACAAUAUUUACUCAGUCGACUGUUUGCUACGACUUUUAUUUACGAUACGCAUUACACUUGCAAGUAAAUAUUUUAUUCACUCAAUAAAUAAAUGAUUUAUGGCGCUUGAUUUGUGUAGAGAUUUUUUAAUUGUCACUUAUUUACUCAAGCGUGCUUUAAUAUUAUAUAAUAUAUUUUAUCAAGCGCUAAUGUCUGCUGGUCUAACUGUAAAUACAAGUAUGUAUAAAUUGCAUGCAUACUUCUGCGUGACUUGGAUUAUAAGGGGACAUUAUUGUAUAUAAUUAAAUUCUUAAAUAAGGAAUUCAUAUAAAUAAGUAAAUACAAGGAAAAUAAUUAUGCUACAGACACAUAACAAAUUUGUAGAUAAAAUCGAUAGAAAGAAUUAGUAAUAUAGACAAAUUAUCGUAGAAAAUAUAAUUGAGGAAGUUUGAAGUAAAUUUAAUGAAAUUUUGUAUAUUGAAACUAAUGCUGAAUUAAUAUUUAUUUAAAAGAAAAUCAUU
Messenger RNA from Bactrocera tryoni, 5750 nucleotides. RefSeq names its product ras-GEF domain-containing family member 1B. The transcript has 12 exons. The record is from RefSeq and is a predicted model, not a curated record. NCBI's taxonomy places the organism in Eukaryota, Metazoa, Arthropoda, Insecta, Diptera, Tephritidae. Bases 1411 to 3741 code for a protein of 776 amino acids. Gene Ontology annotation, biological process: positive regulation of GTPase activity; Ras protein signal transduction. Gene Ontology annotation, molecular function: guanyl-nucleotide exchange factor activity. Gene Ontology annotation, cellular component: plasma membrane.